AUGAUUUUUUUUCAAGUGACAAAGGACAAGUUCAUAGAAGAGUUGGAAAUUCAAGCCGACAAAUCUCCAAAUGCUACAAUCACCGCAAAACUCAAGCAACUUUUUGUGGAGUGGUGCGAAGAUGAUACAGAUCCAGAAAGUUCCUCUGCAGAAGUUGUCCACCCAGAUCAAGCAUCCAGUGCAAGUCCUUCCACAACAUCCAUCACAGAAGAAGCUCCCCUCCCUUCAUCCUCUGUGACCCCUUCUCCAGAAGCUUCUGCACCAGAAGCUGCACCGAUAAAUGAAAGUCCUCCAGUUUCAUCCUCCAAUGAAGCUCAAGAACCUAAUAUAGAUUCUGCAUCUCCACCUCAUCUUCAAAAUGCACAGGAAACUGUGCCCUCUGUUCCACCACAUCACGUUUCUAAGUGGACCCAAAGCCAUCCCCAAUCUCAAAUCAUAGGGGAACCUUCUGCUGGUGUUAGAACACGAGCAACGACGAAUUUCUGCUUAUUUACUAGUUAUCAAGCAGUUGAUACAGCUUCAGCCCACAGAUACACAGGUAACCUAAAGUAA
Messenger RNA from Cynara cardunculus var. scolymus (artichoke), 552 nucleotides. RefSeq names its product pectinesterase inhibitor 10-like. The record is from RefSeq and is a predicted model, not a curated record. NCBI's taxonomy places the organism in Eukaryota, Viridiplantae, Streptophyta, Magnoliopsida, Asterales, Asteraceae. The transcript is spliced from 2 exons. The coding region runs from base 1 to 552 and encodes 183 amino acids.